UCGUCGAUCACUUCUGCCCGAUUAUUCAGCUCGUCAAGUCGAUCGGUUUCUACGACUUCCCGUCUCACUUUCGCUCGUCCGCUGAACCUGAACUUUGAACGACGCAUUCACUCCUCUACGACAGUCAAUAUGCCGCCCCUGCCAAAGAAGGAAGCUGAAAACAGAGAAUAUGAUUACUUUGUCAUUGGAGGAGGAUCCGGAGGAUUCGGAACCGCUCGUCGAGCUGCUUCAUACGGUGCCAAAGUUGGUUUAGCGGAACAAUCUCCUCAUCUGGGUGGAACCUGCGUCAAUGUCGGUUGUGUGCCCAAGAAGAUCAUGUGGCAGGCUGCUGAACACGCUACUGGGAUUCACAAGGCUGUCCGAUUUGGUUUGGGUAACGCAAAGCUCGCCGAUGAAUUCACCAAGGACAUUGAUUGGAACACCAUGGUUCAGCGACGUGAGGCGUUCAUUCGAAACCUCAACAAGAUUUAUGAGAAAAAUCUGGCCAACGAGCAUGUGGAUGAGCACUCUGGUCAUGCCAAAAUCUUGGACAAGCAUACCAUUGAAAUCACCCAAAGGGAUGGAGAAAAGUACACCAUCAAGACGAAGAAGAUCUGUAUCGCUACGGGUGGAUACCCGACUGUACCUGGAGAGGACAAGAUCCCAGGCGCCAAAUAUGGAAUCGACUCGGAUGGAUUCUUUGCAUUGGAACAGAGACCCAAGCGAGUCGUCGUUGUGGGAGCGGGAUACAUUGCGGUCGAACUCACUGGGAUCUUCAACGCUUUGGGAAGUGAGGCUCACUUGGUCAUCCGACACGACCAAUUCUUGAGGACUUUCGACCCAAUGUGCUCGGAAGUUCUCAUGCCUCACAUGGAACACGAAGGCGUGCACAUUCACAAAUCAUCCAACGUCACAAAGGUCGAAAAGACUUCGUCUGGUGCUCUCAGCAUCCACAUUGACAGUCUGUCGGAACCUGUAGAAGCGGACUGUCUGCUGUGGUGUAUCGGUCGACAUGGAAACACCGACAACCUCGGAUUGGAAAACGUUGGCGUCAAGACAAACGAAAAGGGAGAUAUCGUCGUGGACGAAUACCAAAACACCAACGUCGAUGGCAUCUACGCCGUCGGAGAUAUCGGCGGAAAGGCUCUGCUGACCCCGGUCGCUAUCGCAGCUGGGAGACGAUUGUCGAAUAGGUUGUUCGGAGGAGACAAAUAUAAAGACGACAAGCUGUCAUAUGAAAACAUUCCCAGUGUCGUGUUCAGUCACCCACCUAUCGGUGCUAUCGGAUUGACCGAGCCAGAAGCAAAGGAGAAAUACGGGGACAAGCUCAAGAUCUACAAGAGCACAUUCCGAGGCCUCUCACAAUCACUCCUGGAGCAAGACCAGAAAGUCUCGUCGACUUAUAAGCUCAUCUGUGCCGGCGAAGAUGAAAAAGUCGUUGGACUUCAUAUUAUCGGAGAUGGCAGUGACGAGGUACUUCAGGGAUUCGGCGUGGCGAUCAAAAUGGGCGCUACGAAGGAAGACUUCGAUUCCUGCGUGGCUAUCCAUCCUACAUCUGCCGAGGAGCUGGUCACCUUGCGAUAGUUCCCGGGAAGGAAGGUCAAAGAAGUGUAGCAGAAAGCGGUCGCGGUCGUGCGAAAAGGAGUAUUGCACAUUUGGAUCACAAAAGGUACUGUAAUUCCAUGUACUGUAUCGGAUGGACCCUUGGCCGCCUGGAUGCAAGACAUAUGAAUAAUAUGCUGCAC
Messenger RNA from Kockovaella imperatae, 1724 nucleotides. Its product is annotated as putative glutathione-disulfide reductase. The coding region runs from base 130 to 1563 and encodes 477 amino acids. Lineage: Eukaryota; Fungi; Basidiomycota; Tremellomycetes; Tremellales; Cuniculitremaceae. The record is from RefSeq and is a predicted model, not a curated record. Gene Ontology annotation, molecular function: flavin adenine dinucleotide binding; glutathione-disulfide reductase (NADPH) activity; NADP binding. Gene Ontology annotation, biological process: cell redox homeostasis; glutathione metabolic process; cellular response to oxidative stress. Gene Ontology annotation, cellular component: mitochondrion; cytosol. The transcript is spliced from 7 exons.